AUGGCUAUUGGCUACCAUGGUCCAUGGCCUUGCCCUUUUCUUGCUGCGUCGAAACCUACAAGCACUGGACUCCUUUCAGCACCGAUCCAACAAUCGCCUGACAUUGGGCCACAACGACAGCAACAACAUUCUUGGCCCAAUAAAUCGGUUUUUGGUUCAGCCCAACAACAGAAGCCCACACAUGCAUUUUGCUGGAUAGCAUCUUUCUUCUAUUUGGCAUUUGGCACUGGCUCAAAAUCGUCGUCUCUCAACCUACACAACUCGCCACCGCUGCCUGCUACCAUUGCUUUCCAUCGUGUUCUACCCAAGCAUCGCCAUAUCAGAGAUGCACAACAAGUGCUUGACGAAAUGCCUGAAGAGAUUAUGUCUGCAAUUCCAUCAUUCACCCCCUCCCUCGCUCUCUGCACCGCCGAAAAAUAUGUGAAGCCCAUGCUCAAAAAUUCGUUCUAUCCUCCAGGUCAAGCCGCAGUUAUUCAUCCUACCGAAACAAGUUUUAUAAAAAAACGGAUAUUUUUUAGCAUGGGGAAAAAGUGGAGGCGUUGGCAAGGUUUGAGGAUCUUGGGAGGUAGAGUAGGAAGGAUUAUUGGUGGUGUGGCUUCCACCGGAGUCCCUAAUAAAGAUAUUGGUUGA
Molecule: messenger RNA, 630 nt
Organism: Lactuca virosa
Lineage: Eukaryota; Viridiplantae; Streptophyta; Magnoliopsida; Asterales; Asteraceae
Source: the annotation of a GenBank genome assembly